AUGCCCGCAACCCAUUUCCCGUCGAUGGGCAAACUCGCCCUGGGUGCAAUGCACCUUGCCUCUGGUUUUCAUAACCACAAUCUUCAGAGCUGCCCAGGGAACAUCCCAGUGAGUUGCAGCAACACGACCGCGGUGUCUGACUCUUGCUGCUUCAAUCAUCCCGGAGGAUCGCUCCUCUUGACUCAAUUCUGGGACACCAAUCCGGCCACUGGUCCUUCAGACUCCUGGACUGUUCACGGACUUUGGCCCGACAACUGUGACGGCACGUACGAGCAGUUCUGUGAUUCUUCUCGCGAGUAUUCGAACAUCACGGAGAUCCUCCAGGCGCAGGGUAGGACCGAGCUGCUGUCCUACAUGCAAACCUACUGGAAGGACUACCAAGGUGAUGACGAGAGCUUCUGGGAGCACGAAUGGAACAAGCAUGGCACUUGCAUCAACACCAUCGAGCCCAGCUGCUACACCGACUACAAGCCCCAGGAAGAGGUCGGUGAUUAUUUUCAGAAGACUGUCGAUCUUUUCAAGGGCCUCGAUACGUACAAGGCUCUUGCCGCUGCCGGCAUCACUCCCAGUUCGUCCAAGACAUACAAAUUGAGCGACAUCCUGUCCGCUCUGUCCGCAAUCACCGGCCAUGAACCCUCGGUCGGCUGCAGUAACGGCGAGCUGAAUGAAGCUUGGUACUUCUUCAAUGUCAAAGGCAAUCUCGUCAAUGGCAAAUACGUGCCUACUGAUCCGCUCUCAUCUUCAACCUGCCCCUCCUCUGGCAUUAAAUACUUGCCCAAGCCUGUCAGCGGCGGCCAUAAUGCUACACGUCCAUCUUGGAAGUUUGGGGGAAAGGAGGGAAAGCACGUCAUUCGCCAUGACUGA
Messenger RNA from Aspergillus fischeri NRRL 181, 864 nucleotides. Its product is annotated as T2 family ribonuclease. Gene Ontology annotation, cellular component: extracellular region. The transcript has 5 exons. Gene Ontology annotation, molecular function: ribonuclease T2 activity; RNA binding. Lineage: Eukaryota; Fungi; Ascomycota; Eurotiomycetes; Eurotiales; Aspergillaceae. Gene Ontology annotation, biological process: RNA catabolic process. The record is from RefSeq and is a predicted model, not a curated record. The coding region runs from base 1 to 864 and encodes 287 amino acids.